CCCACCAGGAGGCAGCGAGACAGUCAGGGACGCGGGGACGCCAGAAGGCGAGGCUGCAGAAAGAGGGAGCAGAGCGAGGAGGAGCUCGCGGACAGCGCCCGGAGCCUCGCGGGAGACCGGCCGCCUUUUCUCCUUCGCUGCGGCUGGCCGGCUCUCUGCGGCCGCCACUCCCACCCUCCCUCCCCAGCCUACGGCCGCCUGCUCCCCCGCUCUGCUGUUGGAUUUCCCCGGGCGCUCGGCCGCUAGGGACGGUCCGCGGGGCUUGGCCAAGCCCGGUGCGCGGAGCUUUGCGAGCGGCCCGGCCUGCCAGCCGGCCGCGUAUCCGCUCGUGUGUCCGGCCGCGCGGCAGUCUGCUCCCAUCCUCCGCGGAGAGCUUUGCGUGCGGGGGGCUCCGCUGGCAGCCGAACUUUUGCCGCGGGCACUCGGGGCGCCGCGGGUUUAUGCUGCGAUAGAGCCCUCCUUCCCCGGGGCGUUCGGUAUCGAAGCCGGGCCGGCUCAGCCUGGGCGGCGGCUCGAGGGAGCGGGCGGCCCGGCGAGUGGGCAGGGGCGCCUCUGGGCCCGCUCCCUCGCCAUUGAUGGUGACCAAUGUUAGCGGUGGGGCCCAUGGAUGCGAACCCGCGGCAGAGCGCCUUCGUGCUGAGCAGCACGCCUCUGGCUGCUCUCCAUAACAUGGCCGAGAUGAAGACGUCGCUGUUCCCCUACGCUUUGCAGAACCCGUCCACCUUCAAGGCCCCUGCCCUGAGCGGCCUCGGCGCCCAGAUGCCCCUCGGCACUCCGCACGGCAUCAGCGACAUCCUGGGCCGGCCCGUGGGCGCCAGCAGCAAUCUCCUGGGCGGCCUGCCGAGGAUCGGCGGGCUGGCCACGUCGGCCGGCAUGUACUUCAACCCCGCCGCGGCCGCGGCGGCCGCCGCCUCCAGGUACCCCAAGCCCCUCGCCGAGCUUCCAGGCCGCCCUCCUAUCUUCUGGCCCGGAGUCAUGCAGAGCUCCCCGUGGAGGGACCCGCGGAUCGCGUGCCCCACUCAGGGCGGCCUGGCGCUGGACAAGGACGGCAAGAAGAAACAUUCGCGGCCCACCUUCUCGGGUCAGCAGAUCUUUGCCCUGGAGAAGACCUUUGAGCAGACCAAGUACCUGGCAGGCCCCGAGAGGGCCAGGCUCGCCUACUCGCUGGGCAUGACCGAGAGCCAAGUGAAGGUGUGGUUCCAGAACCGGCGGACCAAGUGGCGAAAGCGGCACGCGGCCGAGAUGGCGUCGGCCAAAAAGAAGCACGACACGGAGACGGAGAAGCUUAAGGAGAGCUCGGACAACGAGGACGACGACGAAUACAAUAAGCCCCUGGACCCCAACUCGGACGACGAGAAAAUCACGCGCUUGUUGAAAAAGCACAAAUCCACAAACUUGGCGCUGGUCAGCCCGUGCAGCAACAGCUCAGACGCUUUGUGAGGGGCGCGGCUCGGGGGAAGGAGGCCCCGGCCGCCCCGCCCCCGCUCCGCCUCCCCCAGGACUGGCUCGGUCGCCCCUUCCCCGCCUGGCCCCCUCCCGCCGGCCUCAGCAGGUUCGUGUGUCACCGAGUCCGAUGGUCACUUGUCUGUCACGCGUGGCUGGUGCGCCGUGGGGCGUGCCGUCCAGCCGAGAUGUAUGUGGGAUGUAUAUAUUUUUUACAGAAUAAGUUAUGAAA
This is a messenger RNA of Antechinus flavipes (yellow-footed antechinus), 1675 nucleotides long. It is a transcript of the gene NKX6-2, whose product is annotated as NK6 homeobox 2. Gene Ontology annotation, cellular component: nucleus. The record is from RefSeq and is a predicted model, not a curated record. Lineage: Eukaryota; Metazoa; Chordata; Mammalia; Dasyuromorphia; Dasyuridae. Bases 586 to 1440 code for a protein of 284 amino acids. The transcript has 3 exons. Gene Ontology annotation, biological process: regulation of transcription by RNA polymerase II; cell differentiation. Gene Ontology annotation, molecular function: DNA-binding transcription factor activity, RNA polymerase II-specific; RNA polymerase II cis-regulatory region sequence-specific DNA binding.